Molecule: messenger RNA, 1851 nt
Organism: Mollisia scopiformis
Lineage: Eukaryota; Fungi; Ascomycota; Leotiomycetes; Helotiales; Mollisiaceae
Exons: 2
Coding region: 1-1851 (616 amino acids)
Source: RefSeq, a predicted model, not a curated record
AUGGAAGAAUCGUUGUUAGAGGAGUCUGCGCUCUUAGCCCAAGCUGAUGAAGUAAUUGAUCCAGCACUCCAGGUAGAAACAUUGAAGCAAGAAAUCGCAAAUCUCAAAGCCGAGCUUGCACGUGCAUCGCAAAAGAAUCGUCCUGAAUCAGCACAAGCACCUGAGCAGUCUUCCCUCAAGCAUGCUCCUACCACACAAGAGGCGUCAAAGAUUUCUUCCUGCGAUUUCCUUCGCAAACUCCUUGUCGAAAUUAGAGUCGAACUUUAUCGGAACCUGCUCAUCAGUCCAAUUUUCGGUGAGCCAGAGUCCGUACACUCACAUCGAGAACUUGGUCUUACUCCCGGCAUCCUCGGAACAUGCCGCCAAUUCUACCACGAAGGUAUGCCUAUUCUGUACGGCGAGAAUACUUUCUACAUAUCAUGUUCCUGGGACACAAGUGAUAUUGAACAACGAUGUUGUUGCCGCCCACACUACUGGACACCAAAGGAUAACCCAUGGGAUAUUCACCGGCAAGGAUGUCUGUUCGUUCGAGACAACUUCAAUCGAUCCCCCAUCACGCGGUCUCUAAAUGCUGCAAAGUAUAGAAACAACCAUGUGCAAAUGGGCAACAUUUCGGCCGUCAAGUAUAUCAAACACUGGAAGGUUAUCAUUAACACUCUUUUAGAGUCCGAGAAUGAGGAUACUGACAGAUGGUGUGCUAUUGACUUUUGUCAAGCAGUCUGCAAAGCCACACCCAAGUCGCUGGAGAUUGUCAUAGUACAUGAAGACUCAGAUUCUGCGACUCGAUGGAAUGGCGUCUAUCAGACUCUAGAGGCUACUCUGGAACCUUUCAAGCUUCUCCGAAAUCUAAAGAAGUUGAAUUUCAGAACCGCUGACUUGUCUGAUAUCGUAGUAGGAAGAGGUAUCUAUCGGAUGUUGGAAGCACCAAACGUCGAUUUAUCUCAAUUGCUUUCAACUGAGCAGCAAGAUGCACUGCGCCAGCUUAUGACUAGCAACGCGGAGAUUGAACGUCCACAGGAUAUGUUGACCCCGCUGCUUGCCUACGCACAAGCUUUUGAAAGAUACCAGAUGUUCAAGUUGCAGAUGGGUCUGAGCCUGGAUGAGGAAAGUCGUGUUGCCCAAAAGCUGGGUCCUGACUUCGACGAUAUCAUUGCUUCCGAGUUCGCUAUCACCAAUCCGUUCUGCGGUCGCAAUCCGCAUACAGUUGAAGCAGAAUUGCUUAGUGCCAUGAAUGCGGUCUCUAGGAACAGCAUGGAUGACUUCAAACGGUACAGAAGCGUGAUUCUUGCGUAUCUAGAGGACCAAUAUCAAGCAGUCUGUUCAGCUCGGAUCAAGUUGUCCGGUUAUAUCCAAGGGGAAAUGACCCAAAGAGGAUUAUUCAGUACCACCGACGAUAUUGGAGAGCAAAACCCCUACAUACGCUCUCUGGAGACAGACUUUCGCGCAAAGUGGCUACUUAUGCUCGAAGAUUACGCGGACUCUUUCCGACGCCAUAUGCCCUUCCAGACUAGAGUCAAUUGGAACAGGAACAAGCGACGACUGGAAAACCUGUACAAUGCAAUGCCAAGAGAGCUUGCUAUCAAUCAGAUGCACCAAAUGUUUGAAGUUGACAAAUUUCAAGGAUUCUUAUCCGUUUUUAAGGCAGCAUUUGAGGACGUGGAGAAACAAUUCUUUGACAUCUGCAAUGCACGAGAACGACUCUUCAUUUGCGACAUCACCGAAGAUUAUGGGUUAGACUGGGAAAUGUCUAUGCCAACAGAGAAUGACAAGGAGCGUGUCAUAUGGAACGUCAAUGUUAAGCGUUCUGGACCAACUCUUGAAGCAUAUCGUACUCAUCAUGCAAUUCGUUGA